AGGAAAAAAAGAGAGAAGAAAAUCCCUAAUUUGUUUACUUGCUAGCUUAUUCUUCUUCUUGCUGCCGACAAAUCGAGUUUGGGAUUUGGGAAUUUGCGAUUGGGAAUUUCAAGUUACCAAAUUUCCGGCCAAAGCUUGGGAAAAAAUGACUGAUUACGAAGAACCGCGGUAUCAAGGAAACGGAGAUAACCUCGAAAACAGUUAUGGCGGAGGUUCUUCUCCUAAGUCUCGUUCCGACGAUCAAAACGAUUCUAAAUAUCAGGAUUAUGAGAGAGAGUCUUCUAAAAGCAGGGAAAAGGAGAGAGAGAAAGGGCGUGACAAGGAAAGGGACAAGGACCGUGAUCGCCACAGGGAUAGGGAUAGAGAUAAGGAUAGGGAUAGGGACCGAGAAAAGGAUCGUGAUCGUGAACGCCAUCACAGAGAUCGUCAUAGGGAUCGUAGUAGGGAACGCAGUGAGCGAAGGGAUCGAGGAAGAGAUAGGGAUGAUGAUGAUUAUUACCGCAGUCGAGAUUAUGACAGAAGAAGGGACUAUGAUAGAGACAGGGAGGAUAGGCAUAGGCGCCGGUCAAGGAGUAGAUCUGAGCGCAGAUCAAAGUCGAGAUCUCCUUCUCGGUCUCGGUCUCGCUCACGCUCAAAGAGCAAAAGGAUUAGUGGUUUUGACAUGGCCCCUCCAGCUUCAGCAAUGUUAGCUGCUGGUGCUGUGGCAGCUGCUGCUGCAGGGCAGAUUCCGGGGACAACUAACCCAACCAUACCUGGAGUGUUUCCUAACAUGUUUCCUAUUGCAACUGGACAGCCAUUUGGUGCUCUCCCAGUUAUGCCAGUUCAGGCAAUGACUCAGCAGGCUACUAGGCAUGCUCGUCGGGUGUAUGUUGGAGGGCUUUCUCCUACCGCUAAUGAACAGUCUGUUGCAACUUUCUUCAGUCAUGUUAUGGCUGCAAUUGGUGGAAAUACUGCUGGUCCAGGGGAUGCUGUUGUUAAUGUCUACAUAAACCAUGAAAAGAAAUUUGCUUUCGUAGAGAUGAGAUCUGUAGAGGAGGCUAGUAAUGCAAUGGCUUUAGAUGGGAUUAUCUUUGAGGGAGCACCUGUGAAGGUGAGGAGACCUAGUGACUAUAAUCCGUCGCUUGCUGCAACACUUGGUCCAAGCCAGCCCAAUCCGAAUCUAAAUCUAGCUGCUGUGGGUCUAACGCCAGGUUCCGCUGGCGGGCUUGAGGGCCCCGACCGCAUAUUUGUUGGUGGGCUUCCAUAUUACUUCACAGAAGCACAGAUUAGGGAGUUAUUGGAGUCUUUUGGGCCUCUUCGAGGUUUUGAUCUAGUAAAAGAUAGAGAAACCGGGAACUCUAAAGGCUAUGCAUUUUGUGUUUAUCAAGACCUGUCAGUUACAGAUAUUGCUUGUGCUGCCCUAAAUGGAAUUAAAAUGGGUGAUAAAACGCUCACUGUUAGGCGAGCAAACCAGGGUGCUACCCAGCCUAAACCCGAGCAAGAGAGUAUACUCCAGCAUGCACAGCAGCAGAUUGCUUUGCAGAGGCUAAUUUUGCAACCACAAGGUGUGCCAACAAAGGUUGUGUGUUUGACUCAAGCACUUAAUGUUGAUGAUCUCAGAGAUGAUGAUGAGUACGAGGACAUUGUGGAAGAUAUGAGACAAGAGGGUGGAAAAUAUGGUGCAUUGGUGAAUAUUGUCAUCCCACGCCCAAAUCCGAAUGGAGAACCUGCCCCAGGUGUCGGGAAGGUAUUUCUGGAAUACUCGGAUGUUGAAGGUUCGAAAAAGGCUCAAGCUGCAAUGAAUGGUCGGAAAUUCGGCGGAAAUCAAGUUAUUGCCGUUUACUAUCCAGAAAACAAGUUCGCACAAGGGGAAUAUGACGGCUAAUGUAGAGAUAAAAUCAUCAUAGCAUUGUGCUUGUACUGAUUCUAUGUUUAUGUCUGAUCAUUAUCUGGUUCCUUAGGAAUUUUGUAGUGGCAACCUGUGGUCGAACUUCGGAAUUUGACAGUGGAACAUAUCAUGUCAUAAUACGUUAGAACUAGUUUAGAUGAAUGUGUUGUUUAAUGAUUUUUUGA
Molecule: messenger RNA, 2052 nt
Organism: Gossypium raimondii (Peruvian cotton)
Lineage: Eukaryota; Viridiplantae; Streptophyta; Magnoliopsida; Malvales; Malvaceae
Product: splicing factor U2af large subunit B
Exons: 13
Coding region: 146-1864 (572 amino acids)
Biological process (GO): mRNA processing
Cellular component (GO): nuclear speck; commitment complex; U2AF complex
Molecular function (GO): pre-mRNA 3'-splice site binding; poly-pyrimidine tract binding
Source: RefSeq, a predicted model, not a curated record